AUGGUCAACGCUUUGUGGGCCACGUUAAUAUCGCUCACUGUAAUCGGCCGUGUUCUAGCCAACGAUCUGUUUUCCCUGCCACCCGCCACGAAUCACAGAGAGGAGUUACUCGAGGACUAUGGCCGAUUCGUGCUGUCCACCAUGAACAGGAGCAUCGAUCCCUGCGAGAACUUCUACGAGUUCAGCUGUGGCGGCUGGAAGAAGGCGGACUUGGUGCCGGAACAGGCCAGGAACACCAGUUUCCUGCACGCCAUCCAGCACAAGAUCGAUGAGCAGAUCCAGGCAUUCCUGCAGAAUGCCACCAAAAGGGAGCUGGAGGAUCUGGGAGUUAAUGGCACCAAAUCGGCGGAGAUUAAGGCCAAGCAAUUCUAUACCAGCUGUGUGGAUAUGAAGGCCAACUUGUCGUUGGCCUAUCAGUAUUUUCUGGAACUCGAUGAGGAUCGUUUGAGGGAGCGCAAUGCGACUUACGACUGGAUGUACAUCAACUUUAUGUCCAAAUACGACAUAUAUCCUUUACUGACCCUCAAAGUGCACUACAGCACUUCGUCCAGGAAGUUUGAUAUACUCAUAACACUGCCCAGCAAGGUUUUGGCUGGUCAUAGUGAGGAGCAGUUGAAGAAUAUAACCACAGAGUUUGGCUUGGAUUCGAGUGGCGAGAAGGCCAAGCAAUUUAUCGAGAACUUUAACAACCUCACGAAGUUCGAAAUAAAUUUCCUCUCCUUAGCCAAAACUCGCAAUGAAACAGAGCAGUUGAGUUUCAGGGAAUUCCUGGUGAAACAUAAACACGAUCGUUUGAAUUGGACGCGAUAUUUUGACCUGGCCUUCAAUGGCAGCCAGGAGUCUCAGUGGCCAGUGAUCAAUCAAUUGGAUAAUAUCAACGAUUUGGUUUUCUUUCUGGAACAAACCAAGCUGGAAACGUUAAGAGGUUAUAUAAAAAUGCGAGAGCUGCUCAAGUUUUAUGGCCUGUGGAAAACUCAAACUAAAACAGGCGGAGUUCAAAGUGAAUGUCGCUCCCUGACGGAGACGUAUUUCAAUUACGCUCUGCUGCCCUGGUUUAUUGGCAAGGUUUUCGACAAGGAGAGGCGUGCAGACAUACUGAGUGUUGCCAGGGACAUCAAGGACACGUUCUAUGAUCUGCUGGACCAUCACACCUGGCUGGAUGAAGAUACGCGUUCGCAGGCUAAGACCAAGCUGGCCUCCAUGGACAUUUUGGUGGGCUACACGGACGAUCUGCAGCAUCGCGAAGUGAUCGAUGGUGUUUACAACGACAUCAAUAUGACCGGAAACUGGUUCGAGAACCUGUGCAUCCUGGAGGGCAGUAGAGCCAGGAUACGCCUGCGAUCGGUGGACAAGGCCCUGAUUCCCCUCCUCAUGCCCACGAGAACCGUGAAUGCGUACUAUGCAGAUUUCCUUAACCUGGCCUUCAUCACCAUCGGCAUGGCCCAGUGGCCCUUCUACCACAUAGACUUUCCCGAUGUCCUUAAAUACGCCGGGGUGGGCAAUAUUAUAGGCCAUGAGAUGGCCCACGGAUUCGAUAGCUAUUGCUAUCAGUACAAUUAUGAUGGCAAGAAGGCGAACUGGUGGUCCUCAGCUUCACUGAGGAACUUCAAAGAGCGAUAUCGCUGCCUCGAAUCGCAGUACAACAAGUUUAUUCUGAUGGGCGUGCAAACCAAUGGCACUCUCACCUCUGGCGAUAAUAUAGCCGACAAUGUCGGCACUCGAAUGGCAUAUUAUGCAUUCAAGCGGAAAACUGGCGACAAGGCUUGGUUGGAAAAACCCCUGAGAGGUGUAAGUUUCAACAACAAACAGCUGUUCUUCGUCAAGUUUGCCCAGACCUGGUGCAACGGCAAGGAUAAUGGCGAUAAGCUGCGGAGACUGAAGACUGAUGUCCACGCCUACGACGAGUUCCGGGUGCAGGGCACCUUGAGCAACAUGCCCGAGUUCAGCGAGGCUUUCAAUUGCAAACUGGGCACCGAGAUGAAUCCGCUCAAGAAGUGCGUGGUUUGGUGA
Molecule: messenger RNA, 2010 nt
Organism: Drosophila teissieri
Lineage: Eukaryota; Metazoa; Arthropoda; Insecta; Diptera; Drosophilidae
Product: neprilysin-like
Exons: 1
Coding region: 1-2010 (669 amino acids)
Biological process (GO): protein processing
Cellular component (GO): plasma membrane
Molecular function (GO): metalloendopeptidase activity
Source: RefSeq, a predicted model, not a curated record